Penicillium malachiteum is the source of this 2625-nucleotide messenger RNA. RefSeq names its product putative C2H2 zinc finger domain protein. Lineage: Eukaryota; Fungi; Ascomycota; Eurotiomycetes; Eurotiales; Aspergillaceae. The transcript has 2 exons. Bases 1 to 2625 code for a protein of 874 amino acids. The record is from RefSeq and is a predicted model, not a curated record.
AUGAACUCAGCAUCAUUGCCGAGUGUAGGUAGCUCGGAACUGCUAUCGCCUGAUGUGUUUUCCGCUCUGCCACCGAGCCAUUCAAGUCAGACAAGCACACAGCCUGAGCGUCAUGCACUUGAUACGCUACCUCGCCAGCAGCCCCAGCCUGUGUCAGCGACCUAUAUGGACCCAAUUAAUUUCACCGUAAUGAACCAGGGACAGUUCGAGCUUCCUGCUCCUGCCGUAGGCGCUCUUCCACUUCCCCACGGUCAGAUUGAUGACGCUUCGCUUUUCUCAACGCGGCAUGAUACCACUAUCCCAAGGAGUAGUCAUUCCCAGGAAACCACAAUCAAUGGCCAGUUUGACAGUCAAUCUCCUUACCAGGUGGAGACCGUGUCCCAGAAUAUGGGCCCUUGGAUUGAAGACUAUACCGCCAUGCUUGUCCGCUCAACAGGAAGUCUUAGGUCGCCCGUGCUCGAGGAGAGAUGCCACCAGCUCCGAAACAUGAUAAGAUUGCUUGAAGAGCAUGGGGACCAGGAGCUUGAGGGUCAACAGUCCCAGACUCCAGUGGAACGAGUGGCGCGUUCGGCCGUUACCAAUGGUGUGGUCACCCCCUGGUAUGAAUGCAUGCAUUGUGAGGCGGUAUUUUAUCAUUAUCCCAGCUUUCAGAGACAUAUAGAGUCUCUGCAUUUUGCCCGAUGCAUGUAUAGCUGUGGUGUUCCGGGCUGCGACCACGUGGAAAUUCGUCGCGAUAAAAUGCGCACCCAUUCCCUGGAGGCUCAUACGCUCCGGGUAACACCUGCUGAACUCGAUGGGAUGAAGACUGAUAUACCCUGUCCUGGAAAAUGUGAAAUUUGUCCCAAAUUGGUUAGAAACUGGCAGGAGUUCUACAAAUGUUGGAUUAGCCACUGCACCUUUGAAGCAGGACCGGUUGACAGCAACGGGCCACCGGGUGGCGGCGAUGACAAUCCAGGCAAUGGAGGCGCUGGUCCCUCUUCGAGAAAUGGAUCACGGCUAGCAGGAAGAUCAGGUGCUGGGAUGGGGCCUCCGCGUCCAGCUCAACGUGGUAACCGUCGGCGUGGCGGCGGCGUGACGCGAAGGCGAGGAGGCAACCAGAGAUCUAUGAAUCAACUAUCUCCUAUAGUGACACGCGCAAUUCGUCGCAUGCCCCCAACUCGAGAAGCCCUUCAGCCCAAUACCCCCAGCACGCAGGAUGAGAGACGGAACUCAAUGGGUGAAGGAAUUGCCCUGCGUCCUGCUCAGCAUGGCAGCACAAUGCGAGUCCAUCAACCGGCAGGCCAGGCACGGCCAUUACCCAGUGAACAGCUUCACUGCCGGAUAUGCAAUCACAUCUUCAUGGCCUGCGAUGAAUGCUGCUACUUCACAAUGUCAGCAUAUGGCUGUCACGAGUGUUCUGAGGCUAUAAGAAGAAUGUCGCUCACGACCAGGAUACAGUUUGUUCUACGUGGUGAAUCAUACCAGGUGGCAUUCUUGACAUCACAAAAUUCUCAAACUGGAGGAAGCAUCGGUGGGACAGCUCAAGCUGCAGGCUUUCCUCAAUAUGGAAGGUACAACCAUCAACAGCCCCCGGACUACCAUCAUCAGGAUGGAGGAGGAGGCUCUAAUGGUCCAUUCGGUGGCUCUGCCAUCAACCCCCGGGCGUUGAUGGUAACAAUUGCUGAGCAUCAUCUGGAUGAGCAUGACUUCGACCUCGGUGACUUGAAGAGCUCGACAAGUCAGUUCUCAGCCGCAUGUCCAAGCCUCCCAAUCAGGUUCCUACUCCCUAAGAGCAUAUCCGAGCUUCCUCAAAUGAAGUCUUUGAUCACUGGUUGUAUGUAUACUAAGCCCCACCCGCUUUUGAUUCGUAACUUGACCACCGUUAUCUUUGCCUCUUCUAACAAGCUUGAUGACUUCCUAGGCAAAAAUUCCUCCCUUCGAACCGACCCAACCUUCCCUGCGAAUGAACCCACAGUCCUAGAAACCCCGAUGCCCGGCCCUCCAAUGGACCUGGAAGCCCACAAGGGACAGACUUGUGUGGAGCUUGUCCCCGGGAAGCUCCUUUACGUCGAUAUGAAGAUUCUUCCUGAGGAGCGUGGUGGCAGUCACCCACUACGAACACGAGUGAGAGUUGUCGUGAAACUCUUCAAGCUCAGGUCAUCCGUCGCUCGUGCUGGAAACAAGAAGACCAAAGAGGAUGCCGAAACCAUUGAAAAGGCACUGUGUAAGAGCCUGAAUGGUCUCAGCCUUGGAUCCGAAUCGGUCAAGGUCACCGAGGGCCAUGAUGAGAACCCGAGCGAUGUCGAGUCAGAUAUCGACGGCAUUUUCUCUGAUACUGCCUCUGAAGUCUCGUUGGCUUCAGAAGACCCAAUAUCCCAUCACCCUCUCCUUCUUCAUGAGAAGCCUGAGCUUUUCGAAAUUGAGACUGAAUUCGACAUCUCAAUGGACAUCGAGUUGAACAGUCUCUCGGCCUGGACAGAUGCUUUUGCCGAUCUUGAAGCAAAUCUCGAAGCAAGUCUCGGAGCAGAUAAAAAGUUUGUUGACUCUCGAAGAGUGUUUGAAGUUCUUUUCAGAUACAUUCUCUACGUGAUCUUUGGAUCGCGUCGUUUCAGAAGCCAUGGCUCUUACCAUAAACUUCUGGAAUAA